Molecule: messenger RNA, 861 nt
Organism: Pyricularia pennisetigena
Lineage: Eukaryota; Fungi; Ascomycota; Sordariomycetes; Magnaporthales; Pyriculariaceae
Exons: 2
Molecular function (GO): protein binding
Source: RefSeq, a predicted model, not a curated record
CUCCAGCGUCGGCCCGAUCCCGCUCGCCGCAUUACCACCCCAAAACCAUCAACUGACGUCUGUAGGGCCCGUGAGAAAGAGGAUUUCACCGACUUUGUGCUGAUCUGUGGCAAUGAGAGAUUCCCAGUUCACAAAGUCAUCGCGUGCAGCCAGUCAAAAGUCUUUUAUGCGGCGUGCAAAAAUCCAUUCAAAGAAGCGGAGUCCGAAGAGUAUGAUAUUCUUGAACAAUCGCCAGGAAUGGUGCGUCGGAUGGUGGAUUUCUUUUAUACCGGAAAUUACAUGGACAACAGCAAUACAAACCAACAUCUAAGCAGCAAUGAGGUUGAGCACAACGACGAAGAGGGAACCACGGCUCUACGUACACACGCUAGGAUGUUCGCCCUGGCCAACAUAUACCAAGUUGACCAGCUACAAAACUUAGCCGCCGCCAAGUACGACAAGGCGGUGGAGGAAACUUCCCAUAUCCAGGACGUGCUUGAUUCGAUACCGGAUAUCUAUGGGCUGACUCCCGACUCUGUCCGGACCCUUCGCGAGAUCGCAGUUAUGGCCGUUCGCAUUAAGCUCGGGCACCAAUCUGCCGCCGCUUGCGCUAGAAGCUCGGAGGGUAGAAGCGAAGCUGCUGCAUACAGCGUAAUGGCACUUCUGGACACGGGUGCUACUGGAACACUCGAAUUUAUGAAGGACUUGCUAAGCUCUUAUAUCCGAGCUCCUUUGUUAGGAAGCUGUUUCAACUGUAAUACUGAGAACCUGCAGCCUGCGGAGCCUUUGCAAAUCAAAUGUCUGAAAUGUGGGAAGGGCGGGGCGACGCCGUUAUGGAGAAGAUCGGGGUAUAGGAUCUCGAAAUAUAAGCCUACAAGUUGA